CUUGUGGUGUUGCAUCUGCUCUCCAUUGUGCUCCUGGCUGGGCUUCUGGUGACUGUUCUCAUUCAAGGUCUGGCAGAAAUGGGACUGUGCACCUCUGGUCCAUCUCACUGGCUGUGAAAGCUGGAUCUGGGUCAUACUUAGGGGACUGAGAGAAAAUAAUGAGAAUGGGUUGUCCCAUAGCCUCUAGUGUAGUUCCCACUUUGGAACAUAAGAUGGUAAUUGUAAAGGCAUUACCCAGGUCCAUUACUUGUGUUUCAUUCAUCACUAAGUGUCAUUGUCUUCUCCUUAAAUGUUAUUAGAGAAGAUUUCUGCUGCAAAGAUCCAGAGCACCUUGUAACACACAGUAAUCAUUACAAACUUUUAGUUUCUGGAUUCUUUGUGCAGGUUUUAAGGAUCCAAGCUCAUCAGUAUGAAAAAAUCUACAAGCAACUGAUGCAACUGGGGAUUGGAGUGGACAGCCUUUGCCGUCCUUGCCCUUGGGAAUGGACAUUCUUCCACAGAAGAUGUUAUUACUUCUCCAAAUCCCAGCGUAACUGGAAUGAUUCUGUUGCUGCUUGCCAGGAAGUGGAUGCUCAACUAGUCACUGUUGAGAGUGACGAAGAACAGACAUUCCUUGGUGUGUUGUUAAAAAAUAAAUCUGCCUGGAUGGGUCUCUCAGACCUGAAACAGGAAAGCACGUGGCAGUGGGUAGAUGGCUCACCUUUGUCAGACAGGUCACAUCCCAUCACUGAGAGAGGUUACUACAGGGACUCAAGACAGGAAAUAAAACAGAAAUCAUGGAGGAACAAAGUCCACUUGCUUUUCACAGCUUACAGACUAUGGCUGUGACGGAAUCUCAUGUCUCCUUGUCUUUGAAGUUUCAGGAAGUAUUGGAAAAAAGGGGAACCUAACAACCUGAGAAAUCAAGACUGUGUAGAGUACACAUUUGAAGGCUGGAAUGACAACAAAUGUGACAACAAGAAAUUCUGGAUCUGCAAAAAACUUGAAACUUCCUGCUCUAGCAAGUGAUGACAAAAUCCCUCCAUUGCCCCCACAGUCCCAAACCCCUGCCAGAGAGCAGACUUUACCUAUAGCAAUUCCAGUUUAUUCUCCUUGUCUGUGGCCAUUGAUAUCUUGACCAGAUCUGUGAGACUUUUCUCUGGCAGGUACCUUGUCCCAAACAUUGCUCCUGGACCAGCAUGUUUCCUUGACCUCUGCUGUAUAGUCUUCUGAUGUCUGCAGGGUCUCGUUGGGUUAGUGGUUGUGGCACUGAUUCACUGUUGCCGCUUAAUGAAAUGAACAGACAUGAUGUGUAUACAGGUCCUUAAAUGGGUUCCUUUCAUCCCCUCUGUCUUCCUUUCUGAGGUCAGACAGUGCAUUACCAUGCAUGAUUGAUGACACAUCUUAUGUGGCUUCAUAGCAUUUCUGAGUACUUUACUCCCACCUACUAAAUUUUCAUCCAUUCACCCUGCACACAUUUCUACAGGAGCAUUCUUAGAUUUUAGGAGCUCAACUUGUAGGCUAAAAGCACAAAAGAACCAAGUCCUUCCUUCUUAGUCACGGUCUGAAAUUAUUGUAAAACCUUGGCUCCAUCUCCACCCCUUUGUGGACAUGGUAAGCCUCAAUGUUAUAGACCCUGAGAUUGACCGCCUAAGUUUUAUUGCAAUUUUUAUUGAAUCUGCUCAUUGACAAUUUUUAUGCAUAUGUAUAUAUAAAUAUAAGUAUAAAUAAACUCUGAUUAUUGCCA
Messenger RNA from Rattus norvegicus (Norway rat), 1726 nucleotides. Lineage: Eukaryota; Metazoa; Chordata; Mammalia; Rodentia; Muridae. The record is from RefSeq and is a predicted model, not a curated record.